This is a messenger RNA of Silurus meridionalis, 2015 nucleotides long. RefSeq names its product serine protease HTRA1A-like. NCBI's taxonomy places the organism in Eukaryota, Metazoa, Chordata, Actinopteri, Siluriformes, Siluridae. Gene Ontology annotation, cellular component: extracellular region. Bases 118 to 1578 code for a protein of 486 amino acids. Gene Ontology annotation, biological process: proteolysis; programmed cell death; positive regulation of apoptotic process. Gene Ontology annotation, molecular function: serine-type endopeptidase activity; protein binding. The record is from RefSeq and is a predicted model, not a curated record. The transcript has 9 exons.
UACACUGACCGAACAAAUUCCUGUUCUUCUGUUCACUCCACAGUGUGUGUGCGUGCGGAAGUGUGUGUGAGCGUUUGAGUGUGUGUGUGUGGGAGAGAGUGUGAAAGUGUGUGUGAGAUGGAGUGUCUCGCGCUGCGUCCCGUGCUGCUGUGUCUGUUCUCGGUCGCCCUGGCGUCCUCGGCGAGCGCGCGGAUCGGCAAGCGCGCGCUCGUCGGCGCGUGUCCCGCGCGCUGCGACAAGUCCCGGUGCCCCGCGCUGUCCACGCGCUGCGCCACGGAGCUGGCGCUGGACGCGUGCGGCUGCUGCGCUGUGUGCGCGUCCGGAGAGGGCGAGGCGUGCGCGGGGAGCGCGAGGCGGCUCGGCGACCCGGUGUGCGCGCGAGGGCUGCGGUGCGUCGAGUCGUCCUCACCAUCAUCUCCAUCAUCGACAGUCGGGCUCCGGCGGAGAUCCCGAACCGCGGUGUGCGCGUGCGCGAGCGACGAACCGGUGUGCGGCAGCGACGGAUUCUCGUACCGGAGCGCGUGCGCGCUGAAGCGGGCCGGCGAGCGCGCGCUGGAGCUUCAGCAGACCCCCGUGCUGCUGGUGCACAAGGGACCUUGCGGAGAAGUUUCGGAGAAACCAACAAGUCUGAGAUAUAAAUACAACUUCAUCGCCGACGUGGUGGAGAAAAUCGCACCCGCUGUCGUUCAUAUUGAACUCUUUCGCAAGAUGGUGUACAGUCUGCGUGAGAGGGCCGUGGCGACCGGCUCGGGAUUCAUCGUGUCCGAUGAUGGACUCAUCGUCACUAACGCCCACGUGGUCGCCGAUAAGAACCGUGUGAAGGUCGAAUUGAAAAAUGGGCAGUCGUACGACGCUAAAAUCACCGACAUUGACGAAAAAUCGGACAUCGCGCUCCUCAAGAUCAACGCUCCGAGUAAACUUCCUGUGAUGAGUCUGGGUCGCUCGGCUGAUCUGAGACCCGGUGAGUUUGUGGUAGCCAUUGGGAGUCCGUUCUCACUCCAGCACACUGUGACCACAGGGAUCGUCAGCACCACACAGAGGGGAGGGAAAGAGCUCGGGCUACGCAACUCCGACAUGGACUACAUCCAGACAGACGCCAUCAUUAAUUAUGGAAACUCUGGAGGACCGCUGGUUAAUCUGGAUGGAGAAGUGAUCGGAAUAAACACUCUAAAAGUGACGGCGGGAAUCUCCUUCGCCAUUCCAUCGGACAAGAUCAAAGAAUUCCUUACCGAGUCAUACGACAGGCAGGCCAGAGGUCGAGUAGCAGCUAAGAAGAAAUACAUCGGAAUCCGGAUGAUGUCACUGACACCUGAGCUGGUGAAGGAGCUGAAAGAGAAGCUGGGUGACUUUCCAGACGUCACGUCCGGCGCUUAUGUGGUCGAGGUCAUCUCCAAAACUCCCGCUGCAGUAGGUGGAGUGAAGGAGAAUGACAUCAUCAUUUCGGUGAAUGGAGUGCGUAUUUCCUCUGCUGCUGAUGUCAGCGCUGUAAUCAACACUAACACUACGCUACGCUUCAUAGUUCGCCGUGGCAACGAGGAUGUCCCUCUCACCAUCGUUCCCAUGGAGAUCGACCCUUGACCUUAACUCUUUACCAGUCUGUAGUUUAGGGGUUUUAGGGCCAAUCAGUGAUGGCCUUCUAAUGGUUGACAGGGUGAAGCUCCGCCUUUCAGUGGCAUGUUAAUAGAACGUUAUAUACGUAUAUGGUUCUUGAUUUUGAUCAAAGAAAGUGUUUCAUUAAAAGAUUAUUGUAUUAUUAGGGAAUUUUAAUUCUGGUUUAUUUACUUUACUGCUUUAAUGUUUUUUAUAUUUUGAAAAACUAAAUGGAAUAUUGAUCAAAGAAGAAAAUAAAAAUAGGAAAAUUUGAAGAACCUUUGCUGGAUUUAACACAAUUUUAUACAAAAAAAAAAGAGAAUUCGUACUGAUAAUAAAACAUUUUUUUUAUAUAAUUUUGUAAAAACAAAAAUGUAUUUAAAUAUUUUUUUUUUAUUCUGCUAAUAAAGUGUGGCUUUACUUCU